GUUGUCUGUCUUCUUUGCGGUGGCAACAUUGACUCAACCAUACUUGGCCGAGUCAUCGAACGAGGAUUGGCUUUUGAGGGGCGAAUGGUUCGCUUCACGGUAAUUGUAAGCGAUCGGCCAGGAGGCAUCAACGAACUCACUCGCCUCCUCUACAAACUGGGUGUAAGCAUUAAAGACAUAAUGCACGAACGCGCCUGGGUUACUUCUGACAUAUUCAAUGUUCAGGUGGUGGUCGUCUGCGAAACACGUGACAGUGACCAUGCAAAUGAACUGGAGCGCGAGUUGCGCAGCCGAUAUGAUCACCUUAUGUGGGGCCCUCCUCGUUUCUGA
Protopolystoma xenopodis is the source of this 330-nucleotide messenger RNA. Lineage: Eukaryota; Metazoa; Platyhelminthes; Monogenea; Polystomatidea; Polystomatidae. The record is from the annotation of a GenBank genome assembly.